AUGGAUUUCUUUAAUAGCUCCAGCCUGGAGGUCGGGAUAGAGGCACAAAAUAUCUCCUCUAAUUCAACCUCUCAGAGCCAGUACACCCAGCUCGCUAUCUGGGCUCUGGCCGGACUUGUCAGCUUUCUGAUUUUGUUUACAAUAGUCGGGAAUGUCUUGGUUGUUAUCGCUGUUUUAACGAGCAGAGCCCUGAAACCACCCCAGAACCUUUUUCUCGUUUCCCUGGCCAGUGCGGACAUACUGGUGGCCACCCUGGUCAUGCCCUUUUCUCUGGCAAAUGAACUCAUGGGCUUCUGGUUUUUUGGCAAAAUUUGGUGUGACAUCUACCUGGCUCUGGACGUUUUAUUCUGCACCUCUUCUAUUGUUCACCUGUGUGCUAUUAGUUUGGACAGGUACUGGUCAGUGACACAGGCAGUAGAGUAUAACUUAAAGAGAACCCCUAAAAGAGUGAAAGGGAUGAUUGUGGUGGUGUGGUUGAUCUCAGCCGUCAUCUCCUUCCCACCGCUGAUAUCAAUGGACAGAAGCAGCAGUGAGGAGAGUCCCCAGUGUAUCCUGAAUGAUGAGACCUGGUACAUCCUCUACUCCAGCAUUGGCUCAUUCUUUGCCCCCUGUGUCAUCAUGAUCCUGGUCUAUAUUCAGAUCUACCAAGUGGCAAAGACCAGGACCAGAACAAUGUCAGAGAAGAAGAGGGAUGUGGACUCGCCCCAGGAGAAUGGGAUGGGCAAAGCGGAACCAGGGGGAGAAGGGUCAUUUAAGUCCAACAGGGGCGGGAGUAUGAAAGAACAGGAGCGUGAGAAUGGACACUGCCAAGAGCAGUCAGUGCAAUCCACUCUACCGAACGAGCCAAAACAUCCACCGACAGACCACGAUGAUGAUUUUGAAGAUAGCAGCUCGUCAGACGAAAAACCUAAAAAAAGUUCCAGUUCUUCCAAACAUCACCACGAGGACAGGAAGGACAGGAAAGACAGGAAGUCCAGCCGGAAAGGCAGCUCCGCCUCUAAAUACUCCAGCAGAAAGUCACGUGCCAGUUCCAAGUCUAUGGAACUCUUCUCAUCCCGUCGCAAACGCCGGAGCACCGUCAAUAGGAAGAAAGUCUCCGCCGCUCGGGAGAAGCGCUUCACCUUUGUCCUCGCCGUCGUCAUGGGCGUUUUCGUCAUGUGCUGGUUCCCGUUUUUCUUCUCAUACAGCCUGUAUGGAAUCUGCCGGGAGUUGUGCAAGAUCCCUGACACGCUGUUCAAAUUCUUUUUCUGGAUUGGCUAUUGUAACAGCUCACUAAACCCGGUCAUCUACACCAUCUUCAACCAGGACUUCCGCAGAGCCUUCCAGAAGAUCCUCUGUAAGUCAUGGAAACGCUCUUUCUGA
This is a messenger RNA of Micropterus dolomieu (smallmouth bass), 1362 nucleotides long. It is a transcript of the gene adra2c, whose product is annotated as adrenoceptor alpha 2C. The record is from RefSeq and is a predicted model, not a curated record. NCBI's taxonomy places the organism in Eukaryota, Metazoa, Chordata, Actinopteri, Centrarchiformes, Centrarchidae. Gene Ontology annotation, molecular function: alpha2-adrenergic receptor activity. Bases 1 to 1362 code for a protein of 453 amino acids. Gene Ontology annotation, cellular component: membrane. The transcript has a single exon. Gene Ontology annotation, biological process: platelet activation; regulation of smooth muscle contraction; adenylate cyclase-activating adrenergic receptor signaling pathway.